GUGGAAUACUGGGCAACGUUUACCAGGGGUGCCCAAACUUUUUUCAAAGAGGGCCAGAUUUGAUGAAGUGAACAUGCGCAUGAGGGUCAACCUUUUUAUGAUUUUACUCCAAAGUUGUUAAGCUUUUUUAAGGAUUUGAGAACCAAUACAUAAACUGCCCGGAUUAGGCCCCCAAAUGGACUUUGGACAUGUCUGGUUUAGCCUAAAGCGGAAUGCUUUUCACCAAAGCUUUCAACAGUUCCAAAAAGUUGUUCCAUCACGUCAUUUAGCGCAGAAGCAGCUGAAGAUGGGAGCAAGUGUGUUCAGUCAUCCAGGAUGAAAACAGAAAGCACACUGGGGAGCCAGUGUGGUGUAGUGGUUAAGAGCGGUAGUCUCGUAAUCUGGGGAACCGGGUUCGCGUCUCCGAUCCUCCACAUGCAGCUGCUGGGUGACCUUGAGCCAGUCACACUUCUUUGAAGUCUCUCAGCCCCACUCACCUCACAGAGUGUCUGUUGUGGGGGAGGAAGGGAAAGGAGAAUGUUAGCCGCUUUGAGACUCCUUAAAGGGAGUGAAAGGCGGGAUAUCAAAUCCAAACUCUUCUCAUCUUCUUCUCACUCUGAAUUGGUUUCAUGACAUCUUCAUAUAGCCGAAUCUGAUAUGUGAUGAUAUUGUGACAUCAUCAUACUGGCCAUGUGAACCUCAUGGUUAUCUUCCAGUUCAGAUCAUCCUCCUUGGGCUGUUUUUUUAAUUUGCGAGGAGAAAUGGGUUGGACGGAAAUGGGUUGGGGGAAAGGAAAGAAUCACAGAAUGCUGCACAAGAUGUAGCUUGAGUGCGAGUCACAAUGCCCUGCAAUUGAUGACACAUGAAAAUUCCGAAACGCUAAGCUCUGUCAAAGUGCUCAUAGAGAAGUACCUAGAUCAAAACCGUGAGUUCACUGAAUUGAGACAGCAAAGUAGCUUUUCUAGCAAUGCUCAGUUUUAUCAUAUUUCCACAGUCUCGGCUUUGGUUUCUUCUCAUUUCUAAGCUAUGAGAAAAGAAUUGUUUUUAAGUGAACGUUUUUACACUUCGCUACAAUUAUGAGCCACAAUGUGGUAUGAAAUGAGCGUGCAUAUCGCAGGGUUUUUAAUGACAGUAUUUCCUAUAGUUAAACAUAAGGAUAACUAGCUAAACUGACUUCAAAAUAUAAUUUUGUUUUUGAAUGCUGUUUUCCUAGUCACUGCUGUUCUAACUAUGACAUUAAAGCAACAAACGCUUUAUCUACCAAAAACAAACGUUGCAUUCCCUUCACCAAGUGGCAACUCCGCUUGUAAUAAAAUUAAGUGGAACUCCAAUGAAAAGGUUUUCAGCUGUGUGCAAAGAAGAAACAUAGAAUGCGGACUACCCGCGCCACAUGCUUUUAACCCAGGUUUUUAUUCUCGGAGAAAACAAUACAGUAAAGCUCAUAUUGAAGAGGAUCUGUACUGUUCUGGUAAUACUAUCAUGUAAGUUUCCAUAUACUGAAAAGGCUUUAAUGUGUGGGUCUUUAGAACUAAAAUAUGGUAGAGUGUUUCUGUGGCAGUAUUUCCUGAAUUGAACAAAGGAAACAAAACAGCAACAACACUUUUUUUGGCCAUGCUUAAGGCUAAGCUGCGCCUGCUGCAGUAGAUCUUUUGACUGGCUCUUCCAGUUUUCUUUCCGACUCCAAUCCUACGUAAACUAACCUGGAAGUAAGCCCCUACUGACCUCAGUAUCACUUAGUUCUGUUAACGCCUCCCCACAAUCUGCUGCUAUUUAUCCUCGGGGUCAAGAGAAAGUGUUCAUCUCCUUCCAUGCACCUGGGCCUCAACUGUAUUUGCAUCAAACACACCCAUCUCUUUCCAUGCACCUCAGCCUCAUCUGUAUUUGCAUCAACUGCAUUUGCAUUUGCUAGACCGCUAUCAAACUUUUGCAUGGGAUCCGAGUGCGGGUUUGCAGCCGCCAAGUCGCUCGGUCCUAACUUCUUGGCGACUCAAGCGCGUGCCCUCUUCUGCAUGCAGGCAAGAAACUGCUAAUGUAAAACAGAAGGCGGGCAAAAGCUGCUUUAAAAACACACACAACACGAAUGCAACCAUCCCGCCUUACCCGAUGUAGAUUUUUCCACCCCCGCCCCACCCCCCCAGGGGAAAGAUGCUUUCCUCUGACAAUUUAGGCUGAAGGAAACGACCAUUUCCCUUUGCAAAUAACUGCGGCCUGCGCGCACAGAGAAAGCGAGGGAAAGAGAGGCGGAAGGCAGGGAAUGCAGCCUGGCUCUUCUGGACGUCCUUGCAUCCCCGCAGCUGAGUUUGCAGAAACUGCAGUCCAAACAAACGCGAAGGGUGGCGACGCCGAGAUGCCCGAAAUGCAAAAGGGGCCGGUGAAGAGAAGGAGGGGCAGGAGAGGAUAACUCGCGGGGCUGAAGGAGACCUCCCCCCCACCAAAAAAAAUGCAACGCUGGAUAUGAGGCGGCGUGAGGUUGGCUGCUGCCCGGAAUAGGGCCAGGAAGGCGCCGCCUCGCGCCUGAGGAGGAAGGACCCCCCCCCCGGCCCGUUCCCAUGGCGACUGCUUUCCUGUAACGCGCGCCGGGGCCCGAAGGAGGAGCGCGAAGGCCUUGCUUGGCUUCGAGGCCAUGCACCACCCUAUGGAGGCUGGUGGGGGAGAGCCCGCUUCUUCUUCUCCUGCUGCUGCUGCCUCGGAGACGAGCGGGAGUUUCGGGGGCUUGCCUGGGUAUGGGGGGAGAAGAGCCUCGGGACCAAAAAGAUGGCGGGGACAGGGAGGCCCCGACGCCAAGGAAGCGGCGCGCCACUUGCCUCCCCAAGGGGAGAUGCCGCGGCCUCAAGUUCGCGCUUAAAACACUCGCCUUUCUUGCUCUCCUCUCCUCCCUUAGCCAGUAGGUCCUGCAGGAGGGCAAGGGAGCCUGCUUUUCCCAGCUCCAAUUCUAUACCCUCCAAUAUUUCUCCCAUGAAAAUAGAAAUGUCCCCUCCAACAUGUCUCCAAUGAAAACAGGGACGUCCUAUUCCAUACCCUCUAAUAUUUCUUCAGUGAAAAUAGGGAAGCCUUAUUCCAUACCCUCCAACAUUUCUCCUGUGAAAAUAGAGACAUUCCCUCCAACAUUUCAACAAUGAAAAUAGGGGCAUGAUAUCCUCCAACGUUUCUCUAGUGAAAAUAGGGAUGUCCUAUACCCUCCAAUAUUUCUCCGACGAAAAUAGGGACAUCCAAAGGAAAAGUGGGACAUUCCCGGCUCAAAUCAGAAAUGGGGAUGGCUUCUGUAAAUCUGGGACUGUCCCUGGAAAAUAGGGACACUUGGAAAAGGUCUGCAUUCUCCCUCCAGAUUGGAAUGGGGUUCAAAAAACCCCAUCUCUGGACGUUUCUCCCCCCCUCAAGUGAGGGUUAAAAACAGUUUGGCAUUCCCCAGGUCGCUUGGUUUUCAUUUUGUUCUUGCCCAUGGUGGGAACUGUGGCUAAUCCCGUCUCCCUGCCAUGUGUAUAAAUGUGACAGGAGACAUGGGGAACAUACAUUUGUUGCAAAGGGAUUAAGUGAUGGAAAGAAAGGAAAGAAAAUUGCAUUGAUUAGGGUGCAUGUCUGAUGCAAAAUUGCCUUCCACCCACUUUCCGCCUUGUUAGAAAUGUGGCUGCAUGGGUAACAAAUAGCAAGGCGCAGCCAAAGCAUUACGAAUGGCAAUGUGCAUUGCUGUUUAGCACUUCAUUUCUCAUUUCCCCUUUCAUUCUUUUCCCAGCCUAAGUAAUACCUGCAAAUUAAUGAGCCCCUGUUGUUUCCCCGGGACUCUAGUGCUUCACACUUCUUUUUUUCCUGAUUAAGGCAAUGUAUAAAAGGUAAAGGGAUCCCUGAACAUUAGGUCGAGUCGUGGCCGACUCUGGGGUUGCGGCGCUCAUCUCGCUUUAUUGGCCAAGGGAGCCGGUGUACAGCUUCCAGGUCAUGUGGCCAGCAUGACUAAGCCGCUUCUGGCGAACCAGAGCAGCGCACGGAAACGCCAUUUACCUUCCCGCUGGAGUGAUACCUAUUUAUCUACUUGCACUUUGACGUGCUUUCUAACUGCUAGGUUGGCAGAAGCAGGGACCGAGCAACGGGAGCUCGCCCCGUCACGGGGAUUCGAACUGCUGACCUUCUGAUCAGCAAGUCCUAGGCUCUGUGGUUUAACCCACAGCGCCACCCGCAUCCCAUAAAGCAAUGUAUACACCCCAGUUUAUUCUGCAACCAAUGUGCUCCCAAUGCAGUUUUGGGAAGUGGUGUAUGCACAGGUGUUCGCCACCAUAUAUAUCCUAUUGUUUCUUGUGAAGUACUGCAUUCUGAUACAUUCUCUCUCAAACCAGCUUUAAUCUGAAUCGAGAAAAAAACAAUUUAGCUGCACUUUAAGCCAGUAAUGAGUACACAGCCUCAGUCCCUUUUCCCACCGUUCAUAUACAGCAUCUCUUUUCCUGAUUUUGCCUAACAUAUCUGCUUCUUCUGAUUUUUAUUCCUAUUGCACACUUCAUGUCUUUUUCCUUCUGCUCUUCUUAUCAAAUCACUCCGGAUCUAGGUCCUUCUAGACAACCUAUUUGCGUUGAUGUCAUAAGAUCAAAGCACCUCUUUCCAAAUAAAAGAAUAUUGUUUUUUCUAGUCCCUCAGACAAUGGGAAUGUCAUUGUGCAUGUGUCACCUAUUGGAUAGUGCCUAUGAAACUGCUAGGAGUCACAACAAAAGUCAUCCUGCUCUGUCAAUAUGCUUUGGCUUUGUUAAAUAAAUGCUAAUUUUUCUUUUCUUUUAUUGCUUUAUUAAUUUCAGUUCCUUAAUGUAUGCAUUCACGGUGCCCCAUGAGAGUCACUGCUCAGCCCAUGUUUUACUUUUCUUUUUUAUUAGUAAACACUGUGAGCCAGACCUUGCCUCUCCCCAAAGGAAUGCUCCUAUUUUUCAAACUUUUUUUUUUAAAAACACACCAAUGUAAUCAUUUGGAGAAGGACUCUCUCCUCUGCUGUCCUGAAUCAGCACUUUGAUUUGUUAAAAAAGAAAAGAAGUAAUGACUUUCACCUGUUACUGUGUUAGCUGGAGUUGGAACAAUCCUUACUCUAAGAGCGUGGGGUGGGGAGCAGGAUCCUAUAUGACCUUUCACCCCUCCUUACUCUGUCAUCUGCUGUCACCGACUGCUCCUUUGUAGUAUAUCCUUCUGCCAUUCCCAGUUUUCUUAUACCCAUAAGCCUACCCAGAUGAAUAUUAGCUUGUUUCCUGGUGGACAGUUCACAACUAUACCACAAGCAUGGAUGUUUCUUCUUUCCAUGACACUGUAACACCAUGGUGAUCUUUUUUAUUUUGACUUUGGCAAUCCUAACCCUAGCACAGAAUAUAACUUGGUUGUGCCUUUUGUCACCAUGCUUUGUCAUUAGGGAGAUCCUCUUUCCUGCCUAGCCCAUCUUGAUUUCUUUAUCUUUUUGUUUCAUUCCUAAUCUGCAUCUAGGUUGGUCAGGGGAAGUAAGAACAACAAGUCUGCUAGCUUAGUGGGAAAAGAAGACUUUAUACCUGGCAUUUAUGGGAACAGCACCUUCUCUCGCCAGGUACACUAAACUUUUAGUCACAGAGACAGCUUUAAAACUAUGUUUCUUCUGCACAUCCAGUCUUGUGACCAAGUAGGUAUGAAUUUGUCACAUUAAUAAUAUAAUACAUUCUUAUCCCUAUAUUUAAGGUGAGUAGUUCAGUUCAGUUACAAGGAAAAGCCAUACAAAUGUGGAAUAAAAACAACAAAAGCCUGUCUUUUGAUAGGUUCCAAGGAUAUGCACAAGUUAACAAAAAAUGGGA
This is a messenger RNA of Podarcis lilfordi (Lilford's wall lizard), 5759 nucleotides long. The record is from the annotation of a GenBank genome assembly. Lineage: Eukaryota; Metazoa; Chordata; Lepidosauria; Squamata; Lacertidae.